AUGAAGCCUGUGGCCAAGGUGGUUGAGGAGAAGCUUGGAAAGCCUGUGAAGCUGAUGGAUGACGUGGUUGGCGAAGAUGUUGAGGCCGCAUGCGCUGAUCCUGAGCCAGGCACCAUCAUUCUCCUCGAGAACUCUCGGUUCUACGUCGAGGAGGAGGGCAAGGGCAAGGAUGCUGAGGGCAACAAGGUGAAGGCGGAUCCUGAGAAGGUGAAGGAGUUCCGCGCCUCCUUGGCCAAGUUGGCAGACAUCUACUGCAGUGAUGCUUUCGGCACGGCACACCGAGCUCAUAGCUCCAUGGUGGGAGAUGGUUUCCCAGUGAAGUGCUCUGGCUUCCUCUUGGCCAAAGAGUUGGACUACUUUGCCAAGGUCGUUGAUUCCCCAACCCGGCCGGUCUGCGGCAUUUUGGGCGGAGCCAAGGUGGCAGACAAGAUUCAGCUCAUUAUGAACUUGUUGGACAAGGUGGACAUCAUGAUCAUUGGCGGUGGCAUGGCUUUCACUUUCAUCAAGGAGGCCGGUGUUGAGAUUGGUGCCUCCCUCUACGAUGAGGAGGGUGCCAAGCUGGUGCCUGAAAUCAAGAAGAAGGCCGAGGAGAAGGGUGUGGAGCUCAUCCUGCCGGUGGACUUUGUCUGCUCCUCCAAGUUCGGUGAGGAUGGCGAGAUCCAGGAUGGUGACAUGGACACCGGUGUGCCCGAGGGCUUCUUGGGGCUGGACAUUGGCCCCAAGUCCAUUGCCAUGAACGACGAGGCCAUCAAGAAGUCCAAGACCAUUGUAUGGAACGGCCCCAUGGGUGUCUUUGAGAUGAAGGCCUUCGAGAAGGGCACCAAGCAGAUGAUGAUGCAGACCAUCGUCGAGGUCACCAAGGAGGGUGCUGUGUCCGUGAUCGGCGGCGGCGACACGGCCACCGCGUGCAAGGUCUAUGACACCGUGGACAAGGUCUCCCACUGCAGCACUGGCGGCGGCGCUUCCUUGGAGCUGUUGGAAGGUAAGGUGUUGCCUGGAGUGGCCACAUUGGAUGACUCCAAGUGA
Messenger RNA from Durusdinium trenchii, 1026 nucleotides. The record is from the annotation of a GenBank genome assembly. NCBI's taxonomy places the organism in Eukaryota, Dinophyceae, Suessiales, Symbiodiniaceae.